Phaeoacremonium minimum UCRPA7 is the source of this 2877-nucleotide messenger RNA. RefSeq names its product putative transcription regulator protein. The record is from RefSeq and is a predicted model, not a curated record. The coding region runs from base 1 to 2877 and encodes 958 amino acids. Gene Ontology annotation, biological process: chromatin remodeling; regulation of DNA-templated transcription. The transcript is spliced from 3 exons. Lineage: Eukaryota; Fungi; Ascomycota; Sordariomycetes; Togniniales; Togniniaceae. Gene Ontology annotation, cellular component: chromatin; nucleus.
AUGGCAGUUAUGACGUCGCAUCAACCCGACGGCGAUGCCGUUCUGCUCGACCAGAAAUCCGAGUCACUCAAGAUGACUGCUUCAGUGGGCGACGAGCCCAAUGGUGUCAACGGACACGUCUCCCCCGUCGAGAUACACCCUGAGACUACCUCCGAGCCAGAGCUCAAUACUAAGAGCGCUUUGGCGCCGCAAUCACCGAAGCCCAAGGACGAAGUUCCUGAGUCCAACGAGACCGUAACUCAAAACAAUGACGCGUUUGCCGCGAACCAGACAGUUUCCGUAGAGCAGGCCGAGGAGCCCGAGAAGAAAGACAGCGCGCUGGCUGAAGACUUGCCCAAAGAGGCGGAGAAAGUUGCGGAGCCUGUGACAGAUCAGCCUAAGGACACCGAGAUGACGGAUGCGCCGAAGCCUGCGGAGGAGGCUGUGCCGCUUGUUGAGAAGGCUGAAGAGGCUCCUGUAGCUGCGGCACCGGAGCCCGUACAGCCCUCAGAGAUUGUCGAGCCCACCACUGAGGAGGCUCCUAAGGCGGCAGUCGAAGAGGAGGUGAUAACGCAGCCCGAGACUAGUGAUGAUGUCAAGAUGACGGAUGCACAACCCGAGGUCGACGUGUCGCCAGGUGCCGAGAAUCUCGAGAAUACACAGACUUCAACCGUGGAAGAGACGUCCGUUGCUGCUUCAGCCGACAUUACUUCUGAGCCCAUCAGCGUAUCACAGUUGAACAUUGAUACUCAGGACGAUCCGACCAGCAUCACUGCGAACACCAGUAUGACUGAUGCGCCAUCUCAACCAUCUGUCAAGGUUGCCCGAGAACGCGAGGAUGAUGUAGCGGACGAACCGGCUGCCAAACGUGCCCGGACUUUGGAUGCGGAUGAUGUGGUGCAGGAUACUGUCAAGGUGAUGACUGGCCCCAUACCUCAGCCCAUGGACGUCGAUCAACCUGCCGGGGACUUGGUCCCUUUAACGGUAAAUGGUGAGCCCAGACGUCUGAAUGACCCCGCACUCGACAACAACCCCAUUACUGGCUUCAUGAAUCGCGAGAUUCGCAGAGUGUUGGGCGGCAUCAAGAAGACAAAGGCUGGCGGCCAAUUCAAGCUGUCUGUCCAGGUCAUGUGGCCAGCUUUGUGGGAAAGCUACAUCGAGAGGAUUAAGAACCCGAUCGACAUCGGCUCCAUUGAGCACAAACUCCGCCAGGACGAUUACAAAACCCUGGGUGCGUUCAAGAACGACGUGCGCCUCAUCUCUGAGAACUCCGUCACCUUCAACGGCAAUGAUCAUAACGUGACCGCGUCCGCGAAUCUCGUUGUUCGGCAGAUCUUCGAGAGGCUAGGUGAUGUUCCUGCUGAGCAACCAGCGAAGCCCGAGGCCAAGGAGGCCAAGAACAUUCCCACCCGUCAUGCCGAGCCUCGCGCCGCUGCUCCACCUCGUCGUGAGUCUCGUGGUGCCGCAACUUCGCCCACAGAGAAGGUUUCCGACUCGCCAGUCUUCGCCGUCCCUCCUUCUGGCGUUCCCAUCAUCCGUCGUGAUUCGACAAAGAAUGAUGGCGACCGACCGAAACGACCAAUUCACCCACCGAAGAGCAAGGACCUAGGCUUCCAAGCCAAAAACCUCAAGAAGAAGAAACUUCAGCCGGACUUCAAGUUCUGCGACGACGUUCUUACCGAGAUCAAGAAGCAGAAGUACUAUAUGUGGAACCAGUACUUCCUGGAGCCUGUGGAUCCCGUUGCUCUCAACAUUCCCAAUUACCACAAGGUGAUAAAGCAGCCGAUGGACUUGCAGACUAUCACAGAAAAACUUCAUAGCGGAGAGUACGAGUCGCCAAAGGCCUUCGAAGGGGAUUUCAAUCUGAUGUUGAAGAACUGCUUCAAGUUCAACCCCGAGGGUCAUCUUGUGCAUUCUGCAGGCAUUGAACUGGAGAAGCUCUUCAAGGAGAAGUGGGCCGAGAAGGAUGCUUGGAUGGCCAAGCAUGCUCCAGCUGCCUCCGCCCCUGCCGCAUCGGGUGCAAGUCCUCAUGGCAAGGAUGACUCGGACGACGAAGCCGAUGCCAGUGACGUAGAGCCCGAGGACGAACCCGUGUCAACCCAGGCUUUGGACACUCUCACUGCUAGGCUGCAUGAGGAGCAGAAGAAGCUGGAUGAUGCCUUGCAGGCAUCGAAGCUCGAUCCCACUUUCAUCAGUCUGCAGCAGUCCAUGAUUCAAAUGAUCCAGAACCAGAUAGUGACGGAGAAAAUUAAGCUGCAAGAGCAGACGAAUAACAAGAAGCCUGCGGCGAAGCCUAAAGCCUCCAAGAGCAAGAAGGCAGCUGGCGGCGCCACCAGUGGCGCGUCGAAGAAGGCCGCGGCCACCGCAACAGCUGCCAAGAAGAGUGGAGGAAGCGCGAAGAAACCGCCCAAGACCAGGAAGCUGGAUGUUGACGAGCGGGAGAUCGUGUCUCUGGGCAUUGGAAAUCUGGAUGGUCCCGCGCUUGAUCAGGCUAUUGACAUAAUCAGGAAGGACACCAACAUUCCGGACAAUGAUGAAGCUGAACUUGAGCUCGAUAUGGAGCAACUCAGCGAGCCUGUGCUACUGAAACUCUUCGACAUAGUGAUGAAGGCCUUUCCUCAAUACAAGGAUGAGCUUAAGAAGAAGCGGGAGCAAAGAAAGGCAGAGGAGCACCCCAAUCGAUCGGCGCUGCCAAAGUCGUCCAAGCCGAAGAAGAACAAGCCCAUGGGCAAGCAGGAGCAGGAGCGCAAGCUUGAGCAGCUCCGAGAGUUGAAGGCACAGUACGCUCGAAACGGAAGCGGAAGCCAGGAGCCUCUGCCUUCGGUCGAGAAUGGUGGCCAUGAGGCUAGUGAUCACCACCAUGAAAGCGACGAGGAUUCUUCCUCUGAGGAAGAGUAG